GGCGCCAUUUGCCUUAGCCUUUCGCUUCUGGCUGGCUUUUAGGUUCCGAGAGCUGGCCUGCGUGGCUACUAGGGCAUUUCGUGGGGACUGAGCAGGAAAGGGGGAUGGGACUUCCUUUCGUGCCUUGGACCGGGCCGUGAUUCCCUAAACGGCCGUGUGCACUGGUCGCCCGCCGGGCCAUGGCCUGUCCGGGCCCUCAGCACCCGCCCUUCGUCCCCGCAGUUCCCGAGGGCGGCGCCAGGUCUGGUGCGCCUUUCUCUCGGAGAGCGGCUGUCAGCCGAGGUCGCCCGGCCAAGGCGGGGCGGAGGCGAGGAGCAGCAGGCCGCCCGGUGCUCGCCUCUCCCAGCGUGGCUGGAACGCAGGGCCCCAUCAUGGCGGCGGCGCCGACCCACAAGACACAGGUGUCUGUGACUUUCGAUGAUGUGGCCGUGACUUUUACCCAGGAGGAGUGGAGGCAGCUGGACCCGGCUCAGAGGACCCUGUACCAGGAGGUGAUGCUGGAAAACUGCAGGCUCUUGGUGUCUCUGGGGUGUCCUGUUCCCAGAUUUGAGCUGAUCUUCCAGCUGGAGCAGGGGCAGAAGCUGUGGACUGUGAAGAAAGACCUCUCCCGAAGCACCUGUCCAGGCAAAAGAUGCAGAGUAGAAGAGGGGCUGGAGGUGUUCCAGACACGAAGCUUCCGUGUCUUCGGCGUCUCGUUACCUCCUGGAAUCGAUAUCUGGCAGUAUGUGCACGGAGUGUUGCCAACCCAGGAAACUCACCAGAGCCUCGUUGACAAAGGAAAACCCAAGACCACAGAACCUACCACUUGUGAGCCAACCCUAUUUGAGGGAGCCUCUAUCCAGGAACUAAUACAAGGAGGCCCAGGGGACUCCCAGUUUGGACAAACCAAGGAUCAGGAUGGGCUGUUGGAAAUGCAGGAAGGACACUUGGGACCAGGGAUGGACCCCCAGAGGGAGAAGCUUCCUGAGAAAAUGAGUCCUGAACAUGGCAGCUUAGGGACAGCUGGUGGUGUGUGUUCAAGGAUUGUAGAGGAGCUGGUCCCUGCAGGAGGUGCUGUCCAUGACCAUGACUUAUGUGGAUCUGGUAAUGAUCACAUGAUUCAGGAAGAGGAAAGUGUCUUUAAAUGCAGCGAAUGUGGGAAAGUUUUUAACAAGAAACACCUUCUUGCUGGACAUGAAAAGAUUCACUCUGGUGUGAAGCCCUAUGAAUGCACAGAGUGUGGGAAAACCUUUAUUAAGAGCACACACCUCCUCCAGCACCACAUGAUCCACACCGGGGAGAGGCCCUAUGAGUGCACAGAGUGCGGGAAGGCCUUCAACCGCAGGUCCUACCUUACACAACACCAGCGGAUUCACACUGGAGAGAAGCCUUACAAGUGCAAUGAAUGUGGAAAGGCCUUCACCCACCGCUCCAACUUUGUCUUACAUAAGAGGAGACACACCGGGGAAAAACCCUUUGUGUGCAAAGAAUGUGGGCAAGUCUUCCGACAUAGGCCAGGAUUCCUUCGACAUCACAUCAUCCACAGUGGUGAGAAUCCGUAUGAGUGCUUUGAAUGUGGCAAGGUUUUUAAACACAAGUCAUACCUCAUGUGGCACCAGCAGACUCACACUGGGGAGAAGCCCUACGAGUGCAGUGAAUGCGGUAAAGCCUUCUGUGAGAGCGCAGCCCUCAUUCACCACUAUGUCAUCCACACUGGGGAGAAGCCCUUUGAAUGCCUCGAGUGUGGGAAGGCCUUCAACCACAGAUCAUACCUCAAGAGGCACCAGCGGAUUCACACUGGGGAGAAGCCUUUUGUGUGCACUGAAUGUGGAAGGGCCUUCACCCACUGCUCCACUUUUAUCUUGCAUAAACGGGCCCACACUGGAGAGAAACCUUUUGAGUGCAAAGAAUGUGGGAAAGCCUUUAGCACUAGGAAAGACCUCAUUCGGCACUUCAGCAUCCACACUGGGGAGAAGCCCUUUGAGUGCACGGAGUGUGGGAAGGCCUUCAACCGCAGGUCAGGCCUCACCAGGCACCAGCGGAUUCACAGUGGAGAGAAGCCCUAUGAAUGCAUGGAGUGUGGGAAGUCCUUUUGCUGGAGCACAAACCUCAUUCGACAUGCCAUCAUCCACACCGGAGAGAAGCCUUAUAAGUGCAGUGAAUGUGGAAAGGCCUUCAGUCGUAGCUCAUCCCUCACUCAGCAUCAAAGGAUUCAUACUGGGAGAAACCCUGAAAGUAUUUUUAAAUGCAACGAAUGUGGGAAAAUUUUUAAUAAGAAACGCCUCCUUGCUCGACAUGAGAGGAUUCACUCUGGAGUGAAGCCCUAUGAAUGCACAGAGUGUGGGAAAACCUUUAGUAAGAGCACUUAUCUUCUUCAACACCACAUGGUCCACACCGGGGAGAAGCCCUAUAAGUGCAUGGAGUGUGGCAAGGCCUUCAACCGCAAGUCACACCUUACACAACACCAGCGGAUUCACAGUGGAGAAAAGCCUUAUAAAUGCAAUGAAUGUGGAAAGGCCUUCACCCACCGCUCCACUUUUGUUUUGCAUAACAGGAGCCACACUGGAGAAAAACCCUUUGUGUGCAAAGAAUGUGGAAAAGCCUUCCGAGAUAGGCCAGGUUUCAUUCGACACUACAUUAUCCACAGUGGUGAGAAUCCGUAUGAGUGCUUUGAAUGUGGCAAGGUCUUUAAACACAGGUCAUACCUCAUGUGGCACCAGCAGAUUCACACUGGGGAGAAGCCCUACGAAUGCAGUGAAUGUGGGAAAGCCUUCUGUGAGAGUGCAGCCCUCAUUCACCACUAUGUCAUCCACACUGGGGAGAAGCCCUUUGAGUGCCUCGAGUGUGGGAAGGCCUUCAACCACAGGUCAUACCUCAAGAGGCACCAGCGGAUUCACACUGGGGAGAAGCCCUAUGUGUGCACUGAAUGUGGAAAGGCCUUCACCCACUGCUCCACUUUUAUCUUGCAUAAACGGGCCCACACUGGAGAGAAACCUUUUGAGUGCAAAGAAUGUGGGAAAGCCUUUAGCAAUCGGGCAGACCUCAUUCGGCACUUCAGCAUCCACACUGGAGAGAAGCCCUACGAGUGCAUGGAGUGUGGGAAGGCCUUUAACCGCAGGUCAGGCCUCACCAGGCACCAGCGGAUUCACAGUGGAGAGAAGCCCUAUGAAUGCCUCGAGUGUGGGAAAACCUUCUGCUGGAGCACAAACCUCAUUCGACACUCCAUCAUCCACACUGGAGAGAAGCCCUAUGAGUGCAGUGAGUGUGGAAAGGCCUUCAGUCGCAGCUCAUCCCUCACUCAGCAUCAGAGGGUUCAUACUGGGAGAAACCCUGUCAGCGUGACAGAUGUGGGAAGAACCUUCACAAGUGGGCAAUCCUCAGUCAAUCUUCAAGAACUCCUAUUGGGGAAAGACUUUUUGCAUGUAACCACUGAGGAAAAUCUUUUGCCAGAGGUAGCAUCUUACUCAGAAUCUGAUCAUUCAUACCAAAGAGAAACCCCACAAUUUUCUUCCCUGUGAAAAUACCUAUUGCAGGAUAUCAGUUGUCAUCUAAAGAGUCAUAUUGGAAAUUGACCCAACCUAGAGCCUUACUCUACAUCUGAGAAUUCAUCAAAGAGAGAGACCCAGUGGUUAUUAUGCACUUAGGAAAACCUUCAGCUACAUCUUUCUUCUUAGUUUACACUUCAGUGUUAUCUCAGGAAUUUUUUUAAAAAAGAAGGGAGAGACUUAAAAUAGAAAAUGAACUAAAAAUGUUUCUUUCAGACUUCCUUGCCAAGCUAUGGCACUUUGUCAUUGAUUCCUUAGUUAAUUGGCAGGAGGAUAGUUUUGUUUCCAUGGUAAGAACCUAGACUCUAUGUGUCUUGUAUAUACAUUCAUUGCUAUCCAGUUUAAAGAGAGUUAGGUCUGAAAACUUUCAUUGAACAUCUCCUUUGUUCUAAAACAUUGUCUCUAUUCUUAAGGACCUUAAUUUUUUGGUUUGAGCCAUCAAAUGCCUUUAUAUUUAAGGAGAUAAGAAUACACAUAUGAAUGGGCACGUUCUGUUGAACCAUUUUAGACUAUUUAGGCUUUGAUUCUUUAAAAACAAACCUUUUCAUGUGGUUUUAAAGACCUAAUACUCAGACUUUUUCUUGGUCCUGUACUAUUAUUGGUUUACUAAUUGCUCUAGUUAUGUGGUAAAUCUUUUAAUCGGGUAAAGUGAGUCCUCUGUCUUCAGUCUUCUUAUUUAAAACUGAUUAACAUUCCUCGUUACUUUGAAUUUCCAUGUAAAAUUUUGGAUAAGCUUGUCUGUUUUUACCAGAAAAAAAAGCUGUAUUGAAUUUUGAUAGAAAUUAAGUUAAAUUGGCAGAUUUAUUUGUUGAGAGUUGGCAUCUUUGCUGUUUUGAGUCUUCCAAUUCAUGAAAACAUUAUGUCUGUACAUUUAUUUGAUAUGGCUUGAUUUACUUCAUUACUAUUUUAUAAGUUUCAGUAAUAGGUCAUGUACAAUGUUUUUAAGAUUUAUAUACAGGUGUUUUUGUUUUUUGAGUAAUUAUAAAUGGCAUUGAUUUUUAAACUUUGAAUUUCCACACAGUCUUU
Messenger RNA from Delphinapterus leucas (beluga whale), 4550 nucleotides. RefSeq lists its product as uncharacterized. The record is from RefSeq and is a predicted model, not a curated record. Gene Ontology annotation, cellular component: nucleus. NCBI's taxonomy places the organism in Eukaryota, Metazoa, Chordata, Mammalia, Artiodactyla, Monodontidae. Gene Ontology annotation, biological process: regulation of transcription by RNA polymerase II. Gene Ontology annotation, molecular function: RNA polymerase II cis-regulatory region sequence-specific DNA binding; DNA-binding transcription factor activity, RNA polymerase II-specific.